AUGCGUUUUCUAUGUGUUGCCCUCAUGGGCCUCGCCUCUAUCUCCGUCACCACUGCCAGCGACUUUCAAAGCUGGGAUGACAUUGUCGGGGACGCCCCUCAAUGCAUAAAAAGCUGCCUCGACGACUUUUACAGCAACGCCGGCCUCAAGGACGAGUGUGGAAGCAGUGAUGACGCUUCGAUGAAUUGUCUCUGUAACGCAUCAUCUUUCACCGCGGCCCAGUCUUCAGCAAAUGACUUGAGCACCUGUAUCCAGAAGGGAUGUGACUCUGGUGACCUGAGCGAGCUUUCCUCCAGCCUUUCAGACUUUCAAGAUCGAUUUAUGGAUGCUGCUGAACAGUGCCAAAGCGGCGACUAUGAUAAAAAUGCUGCCAGCACUUUGGUUCCUGGACUCAACGCUCUCCUUGCCUCCGGAGCUGUGCUGCUCAUUGGUGCCGCUCUAUGA
Penicillium manginii is the source of this 444-nucleotide messenger RNA. RefSeq lists its product as uncharacterized. The coding region runs from base 1 to 444 and encodes 147 amino acids. The transcript is spliced from 2 exons. Lineage: Eukaryota; Fungi; Ascomycota; Eurotiomycetes; Eurotiales; Aspergillaceae. The record is from RefSeq and is a predicted model, not a curated record.